UCUGGCUCUGGAAAAAGCACAAACUUAUUGCAAGCUGCUCGAUUUAUUUCAUCUGUUACCGUUGAAAAGAGGUCACCAAUGCACAAAUUUAUUUCACUGACAACACUGAUACAUGCAUUUUGCGGUGCCAAAACAAGAAAAAAUGACCGCGCAACAAGAAUUGGUUACUCUCUUGAUCUAAUGACUAAGAAUGGAUCAAUCUAUGGCUUUGCACCAAAGUUAUUGCUUCCUUUAGAGCUAGUACGGCUUGUGUCACAACGACAGGGAGAAAAAAAUUUUGAAAUAUUUUACCAUCUAUGUGCUGGUCUUAGCCCCGAGUUGCGGCGUAAAUUUGGCUUAAAAGAAGCACAAAAAUACUUCUACCUCAAUCUGGGAAGAUGUUCAAUAGAUAACGAGGCUGCUGAGCAGGAGAAAUUUGCCAACUUGCAGAACGCAUUCAAAGCAUUAGACAUGUCCGAUGACCAACAAACAUUUAUUUUUAGAAUUCUGGCCGCAAUAUUACAUCUGGGCAAUCUAUUCUUUACGGCAAAAAAGGUUCAAGACGAUGAGGCUGCAAAGGUAGAAAUUGCUAAUGAAGCCGAAAUAAAAUGGACUGCAUAUCUUCUUGAAAUUGAUAUUGAUGAAUGGAGAUCACUUUUUCUAAAAAAGAAAACAACUGGAGAAGAACCAACGACAGUACCAUUAACUCUGGAUCAAGCCCUAGAUAUGCGUGAUUCGAUUGCUCAAGUCAUUUAUAAUUCUCUCGUACAAUGGAUCAUAUCGCUUAUUGCGAACGACUACGGAUGUACCAAUCAUUCUGGUGUUAUAAGCUUACUAGAUUACUACGGUUUUGAGCGAUACAACAAUAAUGCCUACGAACACUUGUGUGUAAAUAUUGUCAACGAGUGUAUUGAAAGCUUCUAUGUUAAAAAAGUAUUCAAAGACGUGCAAAAAGAGCUUGAUGAAGAAAUGAUCAAGAUGGAUUACCAGGUCCCAUCGUGGAUUGACAAUAAACGUGUCCUAGAUUUAUUGCUCAAACGACCAGAUGGUUUGGUAUUUUUGCUGGAUGAUGAAUGUAAAUUUCCUAAAGCAUCAAAUGAGGGGUAUCUGAGAAGAUGUGAUCUAAAUCAUUCAGAAAAUGGAGUUUAUGGCAAAGCGAGGUCAAAAGAUCGCUUAGAAUUUGCUGUCAAACACUACGCCGGCUUCACUUACUACAACGUUGAUCACUUCGUUCAAAAGAAUCGCCGUCAGAUCUGUUGUCGCGCAGUCCAGUUACUGGCAGGAAGUAAUAUCAAACAAAAAAAACUGAAGUUCGGUAAAGUUGAAACAGCAACUAAAGUAAAUGAGUUUAGGACGCACUGUCAAUUUAUUCGCUGCUUUCGUUCAAACAGUGAACGAUUACCGGAAAAAUUCUGUGAUCAGACAGUAAUGCGACAAAUCAGGGCUUACGCGCUGCUUGAUACAGUGAAAAUGAGUCGACAUGGCUAUAAUUUCAGACAGAAGGUUACAAGCUUUGCCAAAAGGUAUGCUUGCCUUUUGCCUAAAGAAGCCACCGAUUUUCAAAAUGUCAACGAAAAAGUAAAUGAUAUAUUGGAACAGCAAGGAGUAAGAUACCAAGAACGUAAAACAAAUAUUCACUUGAAAGAUGACCUGUACAUGCAUUUGGAAAAACUUCGGAGUAAUAUUCGUGAACGUUCCGCAAUCAUUAUUCAAAAGAUGGUAAGAGGCUUCUUAGCAAGAAAAAAUUACGAAAGACAGCGCCAUGCUGCAGUGGUGCUUCAGUCGGGAUUACGCGCUUGGAAGGCUCGCAAGGAAGUGAAGGCAAAACGGGAAGAAAUGAUACAGAAAAUUGGCUAUGAAACUAGAAGAAGUGGCAGAAUUGGUGACACUACAGAUGUUGGGCCGUCACCAGCAACAGAUUCUGCAGCAUUUGUACAAUAUCUUGAUCUUCCCGAGGAUCUUCAAAAGCAGCUGGCAAUUAUUAGAAACCCUAAAAUGUUCAAAACACGAUCCAUAACACACUACAUUCCAAUGCCAGCAAAAUGUCACAUACCUAAGUUGCCACGACUUAUUGCUAUCGAAGAUUUUGCUGAGUCUUGCUUCAAGGGCCAUCUACUUGGAGCUAGAAGAGAGCCGAUCGUAACACCGUUUCUGCAAAAAGACAAUGACGAAGAUUUUAGAGAAGCUUUGCUUAUAUUUAAAUUAAUUCUUCGAUAUCUGAACGAUACGCAAUUGAGUGAGGAAAAGCUUGCUAUUUUGGGCAAAUACAUUAUUCAAAAGGGUAUAGAUAUGCCUGAACAGAGAGAUGAAAUAUUUGUUCAAUUGUGUAAUCAAACAUAUAAUAACCGAGUGAAAACAAGCUGCAUUCGAGCGUGGACGUUGAUGUUGGGUGCAUGCAACAGUUUUGCACCAAUUUUUAAUGAUGCAAUAUGCUUGUUAAUUACCUACCUUCUUUUUAGUUGUAUUUUCCAAAAAGUAAUUUUGGAAAUGCAAAUUAAAGUGACUUUUAGGGGUAUUGGAGAACCUGAGGGAUGGAGCGUGUCGCUCGUAGACCAAGAUUGGACCAUAGACUGUGCCGAAAAUCAGUACUUGUACGACAUGAUUGCUCAACGUGAACUGCUGUCAAACUACUCGAAACAGGAGCUUUCUACAGUCCUCAACAAAACGUUCUUUGUAGUAUUUGAUAACCAACCGUUCAGUAAAGUGAGCGAUUAA
This is a messenger RNA of Enterobius vermicularis (human pinworm), 2694 nucleotides long. The record is from the annotation of a GenBank genome assembly. NCBI's taxonomy places the organism in Eukaryota, Metazoa, Nematoda, Chromadorea, Rhabditida, Oxyuridae.